AUGCUGACGAGAUGGCGCCUCGCGCGGAAGACGAUCGCGCCCAGCAGCUGCAGCACGCUCGCGAGCACGUCGAGCAACGUCACCAGGGGUGCUGGAAAGGAGAGCGGAGUUGGCGCCACAGGCGCUGUCCAACGUCGCGUGGGCCCUCGCGACCACGGCCUGCGACGGCCACCGCGGGGCGGUGGGCCUGUUGGCGGAGGCCGCGCGCAUGCGGCUGCGCGAGAUGCGACCGCAGGCUCUGUCCAACCUGCUCCUGGCGGUGGCCAGGUGCGCGUGCGGCAGCAGGGGGCUGCUCCUCGGCGCCGCGCGCUCCGCACGGACCAGGCUGGGCGAGUUCUCGGAGCAG
This is a messenger RNA of Prorocentrum cordatum, 346 nucleotides long. The record is from the annotation of a GenBank genome assembly. NCBI's taxonomy places the organism in Eukaryota, Dinophyceae, Prorocentrales, Prorocentraceae.